UGUUUACGACAUGUAAAGGAAAGGUGCUGAGUCUAUUUUUUAUUUCUUUCCAUCGAUUUGAAAUUUUUUCCGACUCCCUAUCAAUUUUCAACAUAACAUUUAAUACAUUUUGACAUAUUUGACAUUUUUUUACUGACUGGGGUGGAGCCUAACAAUCGAAGUUCGAUACCUCAACCAACUUCAGCUCGGUGACACCGGGCAUAUGUCUUUUACAUAGUAAAAGUGGGGGGACUAGCAGUCCAUAUUUAUAUAGUCAAAGAUGCCGGUGCGUCUGCACGUAGGCGCUCUUCUGUAACGCGUAUUCCGCUACUUUGUGGCGCUAUAAGCCACGCCACAAGACUCAUUUACAAUCUAGUCGCUACGUGGAACACUGAUAAAUCAAUAUGUUAAUCUACACCUUUAAUGUGCUUAUUGUUAGUGUAGCGGUAUUUGGAUUAUCCUCAGCCGCAGAAACUACUGUUCUAGUGACUUGCAAGCGAGGUUCAGUUAAUUAUUUUGCCUGUUUAAAACACGCUUUAGAAGAUGUAUGGCCACAACUCGUUGAAAAAGGACUUCCAGAAUUUGACUUUCCACCUUUGGAUCCAAUGCUUUACGAAUACGAGAGAGCUGUAUUUAAUACAGACAUCAUUUAUGCAGAAGUUACUGUAAAAAAUGUUACUGUUAAUGGUUUCAAAAAGACUCAUUUUAAUGAUGUCAGAGCGCAUUUUCUUGACGACGUUUUCCGUUUAGAAGUCGACGUAGUAAUCCCGAGAAUAUUUGUAAAAGGUACCAUAAAAGUGAAUGGUACUUUAGGUAUACUCAGGAUUGAUGAUGAAGGUCCCUUUAAUAUAACUGCUGAUGAAGUCGUAACAACAUGGAGUCUAACUGGGCAUAUAGUAAAUGACACAAUGAUUGUGGAACAUGUCCGUAUGGUUCCAUCAGUUAAAAAAUUUGAAGUGUAUUUUGAAUUUUUCCAUGGCAACAAAGAGCUUAAUAAUGUUGCCGUAACUUUUGUAAAUGAAUUUUGGCCACCGUUAUAUCGAGCGAUAUUGCCAUUAACAUUCGAGACAAUGGAUCCAUGGUUGUCUGCUCUUUGCAACAGAUUGUUCUCAAAAAUUCCUUUCUCUAAAUUAUUUCCAUAAAAUUUAUUUACAUAUUUAUUACAUGUUAAGAAAUAACAAUGAAUGCAGAGAACAGAAAAAUUAUAUUAUGUAAUUAAAAAAGUGGAUUUAAUAUCUCUUAUUCUU
This is a messenger RNA of Wasmannia auropunctata (little fire ant), 1226 nucleotides long. RefSeq lists its product as uncharacterized. The transcript is spliced from 5 exons. The record is from RefSeq and is a predicted model, not a curated record. NCBI's taxonomy places the organism in Eukaryota, Metazoa, Arthropoda, Insecta, Hymenoptera, Formicidae. The coding region runs from base 384 to 1121 and encodes 245 amino acids.